UGCCGCCCUCACUUGUCCCCUAAAACACUAACAGAUAAAAUGGCGUCCGAAAACAGCUCUGAAACAUCCCAGGAUGAGAAAGCAGCUCUUAUAGAGACGAGCUCGGAACAAGAUGCACAUCCGCCAUGUGGUCCAGUUGCAAAGCAGAGCGAGUCAAAGUUAACGCUUUAUCACUGGACGCAGUCUUUCAAUUCGCAGAAGGUGCGUCUGGCCAUAGCAGAGAAAGGUUUGCACUGUGAGGAGUAUGAUGUGAGCCUACCGCUCAGUGAACAUAACGAGCCCUGGUUCAUGCAUCUGAAUCCCACUGGUGAGGUGCCAGUCCUAGUCCACAAUGAGAACGUCAUCUGUGACCCAACACAGAUCAUGGACUACCUGGAGCAGAAUUUCAAUGAUGAGGGCACUCCCACACUCAUCCCUGAAGAGGGCAGCACAUACUACCACAGAGUGCAGCACUACAGAGAGCUGCUGGACUCACUACAGAUGGAUGCCUACACCCAUGGCUGCAUCCUGCACCCUGAGAUCACCGUGGACUCCCACAUACCUGCAUAUGCUGCCACGUGCAUACGAACACAGAUUGGAAACACACAAACUGAGCUGAAGAAACUGGCAGAGCAGAACCCAGAGCUCAAAGAUGCUUAUUUAGCAAAACAGAGGCGCUUGAAAUCCAAGUUGUUCGACCACGACAACAUGAAGUAUCUGAAGAAGCUUCUGGAUGAACUGGAGAGUGUGAUGGACCAAGUCGAGACAGAGCUGCAGAGAAGGGUGGAAGAAACACCAGAAGAAGGCAGUCAGUCCUGGCUGUGUGGUGAGUUCUUCAGCAUGGCCGACGUCUCUCUGGCGGUCACCUUACACCGCCUCAAGUUCCUUGGCCUCUCCCGUCGCUACUGGGGCAACGGUAACCGUGUGAACCUGGAAACAUACUACGAGCGUGUGGUGGAGCGCACAGCCUUUAGGAGAGUGCUGGGCCAUGUCAACAACAUCCUGAUCUCCGCUGUCCUUCCUGUGGCGUUUCGCUUGGCCAGGAAAAAUGCACCGGUCAUUCUUGGCACUACCGUGUUGAUAGGGGUUUUAGGAGGAGCUACAUACCUUGCUUUUCUUUAUAUGAAGAAGAGGCUGACUCUCUUCAGCUGAGUGAGACCAUAAGUGUUUGAGCUGCUUUUUUGGGAAUCAACUGGGGACCGGGAAAAUAUCAGAAAUGUCAGCAACAUCAUCAUUUAAACUGUGUAAAGUUAAAGUACAUAGAAUAAUCCAGUCAUUCAGCAGGCAUCGGUAAUGUUAGAUUGAAACAAACUCUAAUUAUUCUGAUUUCUCUGUUGCUGGUUGCGCUAAAAGCACUUUUAGUCAUCCCCAGUAUGUGACUGCUGCAUUACAUGCCAAAGGAUUGACUUAGAGGAUUGUGCUGGUAAUUUCUUUUACAUGCUUUUACCAUUUCUUAUAAAUCACACAUACCACAUCUUAUAUGGUUUUGAAGCUCUGCAGACUAAGAGUCAGCUUCCAAACAGCAAUGUAUUCAAAACGUAUGUUAUUGUAGCAUGUUAAACUUGUCCAAACAGACACAUGUCCAAAAAUUUGGACUUUUGACUGUGUGCCAUGCAAUUGUAGCAGAACUUUGACACAAACUACAAAGUGCAAGUAGACUUUCUCACUUUAGUGAAAGUGACUGGAGGUACUUGAUGCCUGGUAGACGAUUACAAAUUCAUAAAUUAAAAAAUGGAAUUAAUAUUGAAGUUGCCAGUACCAGUCUGUGGCAGAUUUGAUUUAACUUGACUUAACUUAAUGGGCUAAAAUGUGCAGAAACACCAGUAUGGUCAGACAUCUGUAUGUGUGUGCGUAAGAUGUUUUGGCUCACAUGUGCUUCAUCUCUUAUUUCACUGAUGUUCAUAUGUGCAUGUUAGAAAUAUUAAAAGGUUUACUAGAUGCCUGCAGCCUGCUUUCUGUGUCCAAGUCUGCCAGCAUUUCACAAACUGAUCUGCUCAGCAGUUAACACAGUGUGUGUGAAAAUCCGCCUGCAUUUGAGGCUCUGUAGAAGCUCUUUGUUAUCACAUCUGCACCCAUGUUUUACUGUGUGACUGAUGGAUAAUUAUUUGAAUUAUUCUCUAUGUAACCAUAGUCGAGUGAAUGCUUUUCCAAUCUCAUUUACAUCUUCAGACCAUCAUAAGCAACAUCUGUCUGAAAUUAAAACUGCUCCCUAACAAUCUGCAGUGUUUUUUGUUCAUAAUUGAG
This is a messenger RNA of Scatophagus argus, 2223 nucleotides long. It is a transcript of the gene gdap1, whose product is annotated as ganglioside induced differentiation associated protein 1. The record is from RefSeq and is a predicted model, not a curated record. The transcript has 6 exons. Lineage: Eukaryota; Metazoa; Chordata; Actinopteri; Scatophagidae. Bases 40 to 1131 code for a protein of 363 amino acids. Gene Ontology annotation, biological process: mitochondrial fission; mitochondrial fusion. Gene Ontology annotation, cellular component: mitochondrial outer membrane.